Messenger RNA from Homarus americanus (American lobster), 683 nucleotides. RefSeq lists its product as uncharacterized. The coding region runs from base 212 to 631 and encodes 139 amino acids. The transcript is spliced from 6 exons. The record is from RefSeq and is a predicted model, not a curated record. NCBI's taxonomy places the organism in Eukaryota, Metazoa, Arthropoda, Malacostraca, Decapoda, Nephropidae.
CAAAUACUGCGGUGUUUACCGUAUUGGAUGGCUAAUAUCGACUGGAAGUUAUAAAGUGGUAGACGGAACACCGCAAUUUAAGGAUGAUGUUAAGAGAAGAUCCCACGUGCCUGCACCCCCGCGCCGACCAAGACACAUCUUUAUCAAUGAUCCCUGCAAAGUGAAGCUCCGCGGCACUGUGGAGAGAGGGCAGAUUAUUAGGACAACUGAUAUGAUGGUGGAGUUCUACGGUAGCAAAUAUGUGGCUAAGGUUUUUUCGGCCGCAUCAGUAGUCAGGGUUAGUGGAAGCAGAAAUGACUUCGAACCCAUUACCGACUCGAAAUAUUACAGGAGAGUCCCUGAUCUGGAGAAGGCGGAAAUAACCUGCCUGAGAGAGUGGUGGGCCUCUCACCACCAUGAACUUUUGUCAUGGGUGCAACAGAGGGACCCCUCUCAACAGGUGGCCCAACCACCAAGGGUGCAGGACAGUGCCAGGGUGCAGGACACUGUCAGGGUGCAGGACACUGUCAGGGUGCAGGACAGUGCCAGGGUGCAGGACAGUGCCAGGUUGCAGGGUGGCCGUGAUCAUCCCACCAAAAGAAUUAAUCCAUCACCCAGUGGGUCGACUACACCUGCUAAACGUAAGUGUUGAAUUUUUCACGUUUUAUUUUUUGUUUUCGUCAUUAAUUGGUCUUAUUUUCCUC